This is a messenger RNA of Diplodia corticola, 5502 nucleotides long. Its product is annotated as rho guanyl nucleotide exchange factor. NCBI's taxonomy places the organism in Eukaryota, Fungi, Ascomycota, Dothideomycetes, Botryosphaeriales, Botryosphaeriaceae. The transcript is spliced from 3 exons. The record is from RefSeq and is a predicted model, not a curated record. Gene Ontology annotation, molecular function: guanyl-nucleotide exchange factor activity. Bases 1 to 5502 code for a protein of 1833 amino acids.
AUGCAGCCAGAAGACAUGGACUCGUGGAGCAGCAGCACUCCCUCGGGCCUGUAUGAGCAGCACCGCCACGCUGCCUACUACGCGAACGGAUCCCUACCGGCCGAGGGCCCGUUCGACGCGCCCGAUGGCGAAGAGCCAGACUACUUCUAUCGUCAGGGUCCUUUCGUUCCUCCUUCCUCCCCCCCGCAAACAAACGCGGUCGUCAACGGCGCGAUGGCGACGGUCUCCAGCCGUCCAGACCCUCCUCAUCGCGUGCCCAGCGCUAAGUCGCCCUCGCCAGCCUUGAAGUCCGCCCGUCAGAACCUGCGGUCGGUAUCAAGCCCGGCCUCGUCGCUGCCCGUGUCCAAUGGUUCGAGGCCGACUGCGACCAAUUCCUACCGCCCGCCCGUCAAGAACAUUGUCAGCAGGUUCAACCAGACCCCCGGCACCGACGACAACGCCAGCGCCGCGAAGCUCCGAAAGCCCGCCCCUUCGACCAGAUCCGCUCCCCGUCAUGCCAGCUCGCCUGUUGCCGGCACCACAGGCAUCGAGCCCGUGCGCGAGGCUGAGUCUGAACACUCUCAUAUCGAACAAUCGAAGGGUAGCAAUGGGCUCAACGGCGCGGCAGGCUCCCGCAAUGUCCUGAGGCGUGGCGGCAAUCCGUCGCAGGCGCCCGAGCAUGGUCGCCGCCAUGCCAAAUCAUCAGUAAGCUCUUUAAGUUCGAGUCAAGGUGGUCCGGGUCGGCCGCUGCUGUUCGGUGAAGUUCCGAACGAUGCGCUCGGCCCAGAGUCACUCGGUUACGGCAUUUCGGAGACUGCACAUCCUCGCAGCGGUUCGCUAGAUGGCACUGCGCAACGACCUACUGGCUUGUUCUCCCAUGGGAGAAGCCGUACGACGCCAAACGUCCCGAUGCUCACAACUCCGGGACGCGGUCGCUCCGCAUCAGCUCUAGGACAUAGGAGAUCACGAAGCGACCUCACUGGCCUGCCAUGCUCACCACCGCACGAGGCUGAAUUUGACCCGAACGGCAUUGACGCGUACUUUUCUCAGAUCCAAGCUUCCGCUCGCGGAGCGCAUUCAAAGAUCCCCCUUCCGUCACCGCGACGUCCUUCCGUCACAUCUGAAUCCGCUUCCUCGAUCCAGUCAUCACGAGCAAGCUCUGCGCUGAGCGAUCGUAGAUACAACGCCAAGGCUCCGUCCGUCGACAAGAGCGCAAACAAAAACACCUCCAGCAAGGACUCCACGCCACGCGCACGUCCCGUCACACCAAGCUCGACCCGCAGAUACGCCACAACCCCUGGCAAGCGAUCACGCGAGAGCCCAAAGGUAUCGGUGCAAGUCAACGUUCCGCCGCCAACCUUGUCGCCUGUCCUUCGUAGCUCUCGCCCGCGACAGCCUGUAUCAGCGGCUUCAACCGCUGCCUCCAGGGCCAAGAUGGCCGAGCGCCUGAGAAACCCGCCGCCGUCCGCAAACAGGAGGGCGGCAGACAAAACAUCUGCAAGAGGGCCUCUCCAGAAGCCCAAGCCUCGGGGCGAUCUUGGGCUUGCAGGACCUACCAUCGCUGACAGGAAGGCGCUAAUUGAGAAGUCGAUGCGGGCCCAAGGGAUUUCAGCCCAUCGGAAAGCCCCUACAUCGAAGCCGAAAUCUACGUCCCGCGCAGUGAGCCCUUCCUCCGAUUCGCGCGAUAAGCACGAUGUACAGAUUGGUGUCGACGACACCGUUACACCGGAUGGGGAUUCGGUGCAUAGUCAAAGGGUGUCUACAGACAGUCUGCUCCAAGCAGAACGAAGUUCCAAGGCGGGAGCGGCAGCGUCUGAGACCGAGGAGUCUCCGGUGCUGGGGGCGCUUGCACCUGCUUUCUCCCCUAAAGCUCAGCGCGACAUUACACCCAAGCCAGACUCUCAGCGCGAUUCCGCCUUCCAUGAGAGCGGGGAUGACGACUUCCCCAAUCAUCGUUCCUCCUUAGCAAAUGCAAACCCGAUCGACAGGAACAUACUCGACCAGGUGCUGCAAAUGCGUGAAAGCGUUUGCUCCAGUGCCUCUCACACUGACACUGCGGAAAGUGAGAAGGAUGACUCGGGCUCCAUAAACAUCAUGCUGCGGGCGACCCCCUCGCUAGAACAAUCGCAGCAGUUGUGGUCCGGCCAAAGCCAGGGAUCUCGUGAUCAGAGCGCCCGCUGGAGCACUACCUCAUACGAGGCGUCGGUUGAGGGCAUCCAGUUCGUCGAUGACGGGAGCGACCGGCGCGACUCUUACCUAUACGAUUCGCACUCCUCCAUUGCGCCAGAUGAUUCGGUCAGCAUGGCCAUGCCACGACAACAUCACGAUCCACGUGCUGCAGACUGGACGCCCCAGAUUCACCGCCUACCCUCGAAUGGCCGCUUCACUCGUGAUCAGAUCGAGUCAAAUAGCAUGAUUCUCAAAAUCCUUGACUUCUACCGGAGCUCAAAAACGGUCACGCCCGAGAUCGCCCACGGUUUCCAGCAGCAAAUCAAAGCUGUUUCUCCUUUCCUGGAAUACGACGAGUGGACAUCGAGAGAAAAGACCGAGCAGUUUCUUACAAGUCUGGUCAAGGAUAAUGCCAGUGUCGCUUCAAUUUCGCCAGAAAACACCCCGAAACAACCGUCGCAGACGUAUGUCCAAGAUGACUUCCUCGAUGACUACGAACGGCGUUUGGCACCGGAGGGCGACUUGGGUGGUACUGCCAUCAUAUACGGAUCGUCGGAGUUUUAUGGGAAGCCAUCACGUCCUGCAAGCAUCAAAGACGUGGGAGCGGAGGAUCGGCCGGCUCCUCCCCCCAAGGAUUGGAGAUACUCGCCCGGACAAGCAGCCCAGAGCGCUUCGCCGAGUGGAGGUCCGACUACACCUCUUAACCCCGUUUCGAGGCUCACCAGCCCGUUCCAGCCCAGCUUGGCGCAAGUCCAAAGCACUACAGAAGGGCUGGGCCUUAGUAUCCAAAACCAUUCAUCAAAUGCGGAUUCUCCCGUUUCAAAGCAUAAUGCAGCCGCACCCCAAGCUGAUGCCGUUGCUGGAGCACCAACUACACCGCCUGCGCCAAGUGUGCUCAGAAAGCCUUCUCAGGACUACGCAGCUCCGGAGGAUACUGAAGCUGGCGCUACCAAAUCAAAUCACGCCGCAGAGGAUCCCGAUGGAGCUGGACAGCAAACCGCAUCAAGUGCUGCUAGCCUCAUGUCGCCGGGGACGACAAAUGAGAAGCCAGCCCAGCAAGACCCCGAGGACUCGAGAAGACUCGCUCAACGGAGAUAUCAGAUCAAGGAACUGCUGGAAACCGAACUUCACUACUUCCAAGACAUGAAGGUUGUGGAGGACAUAUACAAGGGCACGUCGUAUGCUAUCCACGAAGUCAGUGACGACGACCGUAAAGUCCUCUUUGGCAACACUGCCGAGAUUGUUGCCUUCUCCCUCAACUUCCUUGAUGCCCUCAGGCCUGCGGCGGAGCCUAUAUUCAAAUUGAACCAGGGUGGUAGAUGGCACAAGCGCAACAGCAUCUCGACAAAUGGCGAUCCGGCCGAAAGUACUGGACCACCGGACGACCGCACAGACAGAAAGACAGCCAUCGGUGCCGCCUUCCUGGAUCAUUUGAAUGAGAUGGAGAGGGUGUACUGCGCGUACGUGCAAAACCACACUGCGGCGAACAACCGUCUCCAGGAGAUCCAAAAGAACAAACAGGUUCAGAUAUGGCUGAGUGAAUGCCACAACUAUGCGGGCGACAUCACCACGGCGUGGGACCUGGACUCCUUGAUCAUCAAACCAACCCAACGGUUUCUCAAGUACAGUCUACUGCUUGAGGGCAUAAUAAAGAUGACACCAGAAGAUCAUCCCGACUACACGAACCUGAAGUUUUCCCACGAGGGUUUGAAGGCGCUCAGCACCAGGAUCAACGAGACCAAGGGAAGGAAGGAGAUCGUAGAGAAAAUCGUCACGCGCAAGCGUGAAAAAUCCGACGCCGGUAUCGGGGCCGCCGUGCAGAAGGCUUUUGGGCGGCGCGCCGAGAAGGUGAAGCAACAGGUUGGCCUUUCUGAGACGGUCGACGAUCCCGAGUACGACGCCAUUUCUCAGAAGUUUGGGGGACAUUUCUUCCAGCUGCAGAUAGUCAUGAGGGACGUCGAAAAGUACCUCGAGGACGUUGACCGAAUGGUCAAACAAAACUGCAUCCUGGCAGAAGAGCUGGAAAAGUGGCUUAACGUUGGCCUGCCCGAGCACCCUGAGAUCGAGAGCAAGUGGCGCCAAUACAUGGUGAUGAUCAAGGAGAUCACCUCUUACGCGCUCGAGAGUCACAAGGAGGAAGUCCGCAAGACCGUCAUCAAGCCAAUAUCGGUCCUUUGGGAUCUGCACGGAAAGCCCCAGAAGCUCAUGCAAAAGCGGAAGAAGCGCCUGCCCGACUAUGCUAGAUACAAGCUCCUCAAAGACAGCGGCGGAAAGGUCGACAACAAAUUGAAGGAAGUUGGCGACGAGUUCGUCGCCAUCAACGGAGCGUUGAAAGAUGACUUGCCUAAGCUCUACUCCAAGACUAAGUUGCUGAUCGAGGCUUGUCAGAAGAACCUUAUCGAUUCUCAAAGAAGGUGGUACCAGGUCUUGAGCCUGCAGUUCGAGAAACCUCUGUUCCAAGGAGAGCAAGUCGAUAUCAAACUUCUUGAACUGCCGGCCAUCGAAAACGCCUUUGAGGUGGACUACUUCCGGUGCAAGGAGGAACUAGAGCGCAUCGAGAGUGUCAUCCGUGGUGUCAAGGAGGCUGCGGCAUUCUCUCCGGCCACCACCUUCAUGGGUGAUGACCUGUCGAUGAAGCGCCCGUCGACGUUUGCAAGCUCCAAGCGCACCCAAUCCAUCAACAGCGACCAUUCCAUCAUCAUCACGUCGCCCAUCCCUGGUUCGCAACGCCAAAGCGGCAACUACUCUCACGUGGAAGUGGGGAACACGCCCCUCAUCAUGGACCCUCCACAAAUGUCACCCACCAUGCCUUCUCCAACGGGCCCAGGAAGAGUUCGGGCAGGGUCUACCAUGUCAAGCCGUGGCCCCUCCACGCCCCAUUCGGUUUCCGCCCAGGUGCCGGUUGCCGGCUACUUCCCCCAGCGGCCAGCCACUUCUACGGGACGCACCCCGGAUCCGCAAUCGUCUCAGACACGAAUCAGUCUGGAUGCUCCCGACCAGGGCCGCACAUCUGGCCAGUCUGCUGUCUCGUCGCAGUCUCAGAACACCCGGUCUUCUUCCAUCUUCUCGUCUGCCAUGCCCAUGUCAGAUUCCCCUACGGAUACCAGAGAUGACGGCCUUGAGCAGGAUGGCAGCGAGGAGAAGGUCUUGUUUUUGGCUGCCAGUCUGUUCGAGUUCAACAUCGCCCAUGAUCGUCGUGAGGCUGGAUUCCCAUAUCUGGUCUAUGUUCCUGGAGAGGUCUUCGACGUCCUUGGCAUGCGAGGCGAGCUGUGGCUUGCCAGGAACCAAGAUGAUUCGUCCGGCACCAUUGGCUGGAUCUGGGAGAAGCACUUCGCCCGCAUUUUCUCGGAGUGA